This is a messenger RNA of Polypterus senegalus (gray bichir), 718 nucleotides long. Its product is annotated as granzyme A-like. The coding region runs from base 1 to 603 and encodes 200 amino acids. Gene Ontology annotation, molecular function: serine-type endopeptidase activity. Gene Ontology annotation, biological process: proteolysis. NCBI's taxonomy places the organism in Eukaryota, Metazoa, Chordata, Cladistia, Polypteriformes, Polypteridae. The record is from RefSeq and is a predicted model, not a curated record. The transcript has 4 exons.
AUGGUGUCAUUUUUUAGAGAAAAGGACAAAGGAACUUCACAGUUGAAUCAUAUUGAAGUGACUCUUGGAACUCAUUCACGAAUAGAAAAAGAACCAACAAGACAGGAAUUUCAAGUGAAGAUUGCUGUUCCUCAUCCUAACUUUAAUAAUUAUACAUCUGUGAAUGAUAUAAUGCUUCUUAAGCUGAAUGCAAGUGCAACGUUGAACAAAUAUGUUUCACUCCUUCCACUUCCCAAACAUGGAGAAGAUGUCGAAGCAGGAACCCACUGCAAUGUUGCUGGAUGGGGUGCUACCUACUUUGGUGGUUAUCCAGUAGACAAAAUGAGAGAAACAAGUGUUACCGUUAUAGACAGAAAUGUGUGCAACCGCCCCAGCUACUAUGGAAAAAUAAAAAUAACAAAAUGCAUGCUGUGUGCAGGUGAUCCGAAUGGAGAACAAGACGCCUGUCAGGGAGAUUCAGGAGGCCCAUUACUGUGCAAUGGGAUCUACAGAGGAAUUGUCUCCUUUCGUAGAGAAUGUGGGCUGCCUAAAAAACCAGGUGUCUACACACUCCUUACAGAAGAGUAUCUCAGAUGGAUACAUAAAGAAAUUAAGGAUUAUUAAAUGUAAAUGCUUGUUUCAUGCAUCAGCUUCUCUUUCUAUGGUGCUGCUGUUGCUUGCUAUUAUUUUUAUUGUUUUAAUUGAUGCAACAUACAGUCAUGUGACAAAGUAUGAAAAU